Molecule: messenger RNA, 1347 nt
Organism: Rhododendron vialii
Lineage: Eukaryota; Viridiplantae; Streptophyta; Magnoliopsida; Ericales; Ericaceae
Product: non-specific lipid-transfer protein AP10-like
Exons: 2
Coding region: 786-1142 (118 amino acids)
Biological process (GO): lipid transport
Cellular component (GO): membrane
Molecular function (GO): lipid binding
Source: RefSeq, a predicted model, not a curated record
UGAGAAGGGGUUAGUCGUGCGUAUCGAAAUAGAUACUAUGUUCCUUUAUGGAUCCGUACAUUUCAUUUAGGAUUAGGAAGAGACAUAAUCGAAUUUGCUUUUUACAAAUCUUUCCUUAUUAAGGGAAGCUUCUUAGAGGCCUUGACCUUGAACCACAGUGAGUGUUGUGACAAGGGUUUAAGUCGUGGGAACCAGCCUGUCUGCCUACCCCUCCCACUCCAUGUGGUAAGUAGGAUUUUUUGCAUUGGUACAUACCACCAUCGUUAUUUUCUGAUUUUCAAGAAUGAUUCUAACUGAGUCGGGCAUAUUGUGAUUUAUGCAUUAGCUUCGGGUUUGCGGUUCUGCUUUGCACGCUCAUUUUCCCUAUGGCUGCUAGGUUAAUGAGCACAGCUACAUUGGCCUUGUUAUUAAUCAUAAAAAAUUGUGCAGGCACAGAAACCGACCAUAGAACGUGCUAUAAAAUUACUCGGUGGAAACCCGCUCACUUAAGAAUGGCCAUUCAUGCACUUUCUGUGGCCGGUUCUGUGGUUGAUGUGUUUUUCUGCAGAAUUACUCCACCUAACCUUGACUUUUGCCAAACGGGUAUAUAAAACAAGAAAGACAGAGCAAGGAAAUUUUUCCCUCUUUCUUGUACUCCAUCACUAACGAACGAUGAUUAAAAUUUUGAAAUAUGCCACCGUUUUCUUGCAAUUGUGAGCAAUCUUCACAACUCUACUAUAAAAUCCAGAGCCACAUUAUACUAUGAUCAAAUUCAAGUUACUCCAAGCAAACCUGUACGCUUCACAAUGAAGUCUUCGAGUCAAGCAGUCCCCCUCAUGGCUAUUCUUAUGCUUGUUCUCUUGGUUUCCCCUUCUUCAGUGGCUGCGAUUACUUGCGGUGAUGUGCUCAGGAACAUCAGCCCUUGCGUGAGCUACCUGAUUAGCGGCAGUGGGAUGCCACCGCCGCCCUGCUGUGCUGGAGCCAAAGCUCUUGCUGCUUCUUGCACCACCACUGCUGACAGGCAGACUGCUUGUGGCUGUAUCAAGACUGCAUCCAAGAGCUUGAAUGUGAAACCUGCGCUCGCAAAGGCACUUCCAGGGAACUGUCAAAUCAACUUGGGUUUCACUGUCGACCCCAACAUCGAUUGCUCUACGAUCAGCUGAACUUGAAGCCGUCUAGAGAUGGAGGAUGUGAGAUGCUUCCAGUCGAAGCAUAAUCUACCUUAGUAAAAUAAACCAGGAUCUACUUAUGCAGUUCCGCAGUUUUUCCUCACUAGUACUAUCACUUGCUUUAGGCUGUAUUUGUAUCGAAUAAAAGUGUUUUCUCUUAUCUGGUGAGUAAUAUACUGUAGAACACUAUGUUUAUGCA